This is a messenger RNA of Melopsittacus undulatus (budgerigar), 2787 nucleotides long. RefSeq names its product glutamate ionotropic receptor NMDA type subunit 2D (gene GRIN2D). NCBI's taxonomy places the organism in Eukaryota, Metazoa, Chordata, Aves, Psittaciformes, Psittaculidae. Gene Ontology annotation, biological process: long-term synaptic potentiation; excitatory postsynaptic potential; monoatomic ion transport. The record is from RefSeq and is a predicted model, not a curated record. Gene Ontology annotation, cellular component: NMDA selective glutamate receptor complex; plasma membrane. Gene Ontology annotation, molecular function: NMDA glutamate receptor activity.
AUGAGCCCCCUCCCCAGCAUGUUCUUCCCCUUGGCCCUGGCCUGCGCCAGCCCCUUCCUGGCUCCGGAUGCUCCUCGGCGGGCGCUGAACGUGGCCGUGGUGCUGAGCGGCUCCUCGUACGGCUCCGGAGCCGCUCGCCUGGCUCCAGGACCCGUCCCAGGCUCCUCCUUCGACGUGAACCCCAUUGGGUUAGUGCUGAACGGGAGCGACCCCCGGAGCCUGAUCCUGCGGCUCUGUGACCUGCUGAGCUCCCUGCCCGUCCAUGGGGUGGUGUUUGAGGAUGACUCCGGCUCCGAGGCCCUGCCCCAUAUCCUGGACUUCGUGUCGGCUCAGACCAACGUGCCCAUCGUGGCUGUCAGCGGGGGGGCGGCGGCUGUCAUCACACCUAAGGAGCAGGGCUCCACGUUCCUGCAGUUGGGCUCCUCCACGGAGCAGCAGCUCCGGGUGAUCCUGGACGUGCUGGAGGAACACGACUGGACCUCGUUCGCGGUGCUGACCACGCACGUGCCUGGACACGAGGCCGUGGCCUCCUACGUGGAGGUCCUGACCGACGGCAGCUUCAUCGGCUGGGAGCUCCGCGGGGUCCUGCGCCUCAACCUCAGCGGCGACCCCGACGGCUCGCGGCUGCGGCGCCAGCUCCGCGACGUGGCGGCUCAGAUCCGCCUGCUCUACUGCUCCCGCGACGAGGCCGACGCCAUCUUCCGCGCCGCGCACGACCUGGGGCUGACCGGGCCUGGAUACGUCUGGUUCCUGGUGGGCGCCGGCCUGGCCGGGAGCAGCCGGUUGCCGGAGCAUGUACCGGCUGGGCUGUUCGCGGUGCUGGCGGCCGGAUGGCGCGAUGAGCUCCAGCAUCGGCUGCUCAAUGGCGUCGCCAUCGUGGCCAAGGGGACUGAGGCUCUGCUGAGGGAUUAUGGGUUCGUGCCGGAGUUUAACAGUGACUGUCGGGCGCCCAACGGGACACGCAACAAGGAGAACCUGCACCGGUACUUCAUGAACAUCACAUGGGGACAGAAGGAUUUCUCCUUCAAUGAGGACGGAUACCUGGUGAACCCUUCCCUGGUGGUCAUAUCCCUCACCAAGGAGCGGAGCUGGGAGGUGGUUGGCAGCUGGGAGCACCAAAUCCUGCGCAUGAAGUACCCGGUGUGGUCCCGGUACGGGAAGUUCCUGCAGCCGGUUGACGGUGACCAGCACCUGAUGGUGGCUACACUGGAGGAGCGUCCGUUUGUCAUCGUGGAGAGCAUCGACCCGUCCACCGGCACCUGCAUCCGCGACUCGGUGCCCUGCCGCAAGCGGCUCAACCGCACCGCCAGCCCCACAUCUCCCCACAGCCCCAGCAUGGAUCUCUUCGAGAAGAAGUGCUGUAAGGGUUUCUGCAUUGACAUCCUCAAGCGCUUGUCUCGCGCCGUCGGCUUCACCUACGACCUGUACCUGGUCACCAAUGGCAAGCACGGCAAGAAGAUCGAUGGGGUGUGGAAUGGAAUGGUGGGAGAGGUGUUCUAUGGGCGCGCGGACAUGGCCAUCGGCUCCCUGACCAUCAAUGAGGAGAGGUCUGAGAUCAUUGACUUCUCGGUGCCCUUCGUGGAGACUGGGAUCAGUGUCAUGGUGUCCAGGAGCAACGGAACAGUGUCCCCGUCUGCGUUCCUGGAGCCCUACAGCCCGGCCGUGUGGGUCAUGAUGUUCGUCAUGUGCCUCACUGUUGUUGCCGUCACCGUCUUCAUCUUCGAGUACUUCAGCCCCGUGGGCUACAACCGGAGCUUGGCCACAGGACAACGUGCCGGCGGCUCCACCUUCACCAUCGGCAAGUCCAUCUGGCUCCUCUGGGCUCUGGUGUUCAACAACUCGGUGCCGGUGGAGAACCCCAAGGGCACCACCAGUAAGAUCAUGGUCCUGGUCUGGGCCUUCUUCGCCGUCAUCUUCCUCGCCAGCUACACCGCGAACCUGGCGGCCUUCAUGAUCCAGGAGGAGUAUGUGGACACCGUGUCCGGGCUCAGCGACCGCAAGUUCCAGCGCCCCCAUGAGCAGUACCCCCCCCUGCGCUUCGGGACCGUCCCCAACGGCAGCACAGAGAAGAACAUCCGCAGUAACUAUCCCACCAUGCACAGUUACAUGGUCAGGUUCAACCAGCGCGGGGUGGAGGACGCACUGCAGCACCUCAAGACGGGGAAGCUGGACGCCUUCAUCUACGACGCGGCCGUGCUGAACUACAUGGCGCGCAAGGAGGAGGGAUGUAAACUGGUGACCAUCGGGUCAGGGAAGGUGUUUGCAUCCACCGGUUAUGGCAUCGCCCUCCAGAGGGGAUCCCGAUGGAAGCGGCCGGUGGACCUGGCGCUGCUGCAGCUGCUGGGGGACGACGAGAUCGAGCUCCUGGAGCGCCUGUGGCUGUCCGGGAUCUGCCACCAGGAGAAGCUGGAGGUGAUGAGCAGCAAACUGGACAUCGAUAACAUGGCCGGAGUGUUCUACAUGCUGCUGGUGGCCAUGGGGCUGAGCCUGCUGGUGUUCGGGGCCGAGCACCUGCUGCACCGGCAGCUGAGGGGGCACCGGGCACCGGCACCGCGGACACUGAUGGCUGUCAGCAGGGGCAUGUACAGCUGCUGCAGCGCUGAGGACCCAUCCCCCACCUCCCCACCCCCUCCCCCCUCCCCCUCUCCCCACCCCCCCUCCCCCUCCCCGCGACCGCCGCCCCCCCCCUCGCACUCCCCCCCCCGCCGAGGUUCCCAUGGCAACGAGGAUGCGGGUGACACCAUCGAGGAUGAGGAUGAGGAGAGCACCGUGUGGUACCUGCGGUGA